This is a messenger RNA of Monodelphis domestica (gray short-tailed opossum), 3341 nucleotides long. RefSeq names its product SPATA31 subfamily G member 1 (gene SPATA31G1). NCBI's taxonomy places the organism in Eukaryota, Metazoa, Chordata, Mammalia, Didelphimorphia, Didelphidae. The record is from RefSeq and is a predicted model, not a curated record.
ACUAGUUCAAAUCUGGCUUCGGUUACAAUUAAAAUGAUCUUGAGAGACAACUCUGAGGGACUUACAAAAAAGAAUGCUAUCCACAUCUAGAGAAAGAACUGUGGGAGUAGAAAUGCAGAAGAAAAACAUGACUUAUCACUUAUUUAUUUGGAAUCUAUGACAUCAGAGGAACCCGUUGCUGUUUCUAUGGGCCACCAGGGGAAGAUGGAGUGGAUGAUCACCCUCACAGCCAAGGCCCAGCUCAGACUGCUCUGGGAGGACAUAAAGGAAACCCUGCUGCCCCUGGGCUGCUCCCAAUGUGGCUGUAGUUGCCCCCAGAGUCCUGGGAACCUGCUGAUUUUGUUGCUGUUCCUAAUUUGGCAGUUUCGAAGAAAGCGUCACCAAUGGCUCCUGGACGAACAGGAUGAGAGUCAGGACAAGGUUGUCCCAUUUCUAUUCUCUACCUCACCAAACUCCCAGGAAAGAGCCCGAAGUUGGAAGCCCCAGAGCUGGGAAGGAGUUCUGUUCCCCAAGGAGAAAAAAGAAGAGGAAAAAGAAAGGAAGGAUGAAGAAAAGAAAAAAGAGGAUUUGUUGAAAAAACUGAGGCUAGAACCUUGGUGCUAUUUUCACCCUAGGAAGAUGGAGGCUGGCCAGAAGGCCUCUUUCAUCCAAACAAAGACCUUAGGAACACCAAAUGAAGUGACAGGGAACAUGCUUCCCUCAUUCUGGGGUCCCUAUGGGACAUACCAGCCUUUGGGGGGCUCCAAAGUAUUCCAAGUCAAAAAAAUGACACCAGACCCUAACUCUCGCUACCUUCACAGCCCCACUGGCCUAAUCCAGGCCCCCACCACCCUCCAGGUUCUAAAUAACCUUUGUCCCCUAUCUACCUCAAAUGCUAAGGCAAAAGGGAGUACCCAGCUCUACUGGGGUCUCCCUUCUCUUCACAGUGAGUCUCUUGGAGCCACCUUCUCAAGGUCUGGUUGCACCUUUCCCAUUGGGGCCAUUAACCAACAGCCAUCUUCAGACUCUCCCCCUAUCUUCUUCAAUGAAUUUUCCUCUCUCCCUCUGCCCCAUCUAUUAGUUAAAACUGUGUCCCUUCCUCCCCCAUACCUGCCCUCAAUCUCUCCUCUCCCUGCCUUGUAUGGAAACUGUAGGGUUACAGAUGUGACAUCCCAUGUGCUCCCAAAUGGACCAGAAGCCCCAAAAUGGGCAUCUGAAUGCCAAGACCCAACCUCAGGUCCACUGCUCCCUUUACCUUCUCCAUCAUAUUCUCCAGUGAAGACCCAAGAAGACUCCCUCAUGGGAGUCCCCAAAGUGAUGGUUUCAGAUGAACAUGAGGUCCCCGGACCUAAGGCUGUGCAACAGAGUGAACUACCCUGGCCCCCAAAGUCUCCAGCCCAGACCCCUAACCCACUUUCAGGGCCCCUUCUUGAAUCCCAAGGAGCUGGUCCAAUGGAAGACCCCAAAAUGAUAGUUUCUGAGGUCUUUUGUGGGGACCAACAACAGACCCAGCUUCCCCAGGAACCUGACCUCUCAACCCCAACUCUCAAUACUUCCCCACCACAUCUGCUUGAACCUCAAGGAACUGACCUUACGGGAGCUUCGAGUGAGAUUGGCCUCGAGUCUCUGCAUGAAUCCAAGGCUUUGUGCUAUAACAUGCAGCAAAGAGAACUCUCCUGCACUGCUGAGACUACAACCUCAUGCCUCAGUCUGCACACCCCACCUGAGCCCCAAGGAACUGGCCUCAAAGAAAGUCCUAGAGUCACCACUCCAUAUAUACCUCAGGCCUCAUUGUAUGACAUACAAGAGAAAGAACCUCCUUGGGCUGUUGGGCCUCCAGCCCCAGUGCUUGAUAUGAACUCCCAGACUGAGCCCCAAGAAGCCAGCCCCAUUGAAGGCCCAAAAGAGACAGUCCAAAGUUGGGACAUAAUGCAGACCCAGCCUCCUUGGACCCCAAUCCUGUCUUCAUUCCCCCAGGCUGAGCCCCAAGGAGCAAACUCUGAGGGAACACCUGUCCCUUUACCUAGGCCAGAGCUCCCAAGAUGGGAAGUCCAGCAAAUAUGUCCAAGGCACAAUACCUCUCCCCUGGAGCCCCCAUCCCAGACCUGGCCUACCUCCUUGAGGGUGCCUGCGGAAUCUCAAGAGAAUGAGCACCACCCACCAGGACCCCUUACAGGAGGUAUACUCCCAAUGGCCACGAUAGUGACCUCCCCCCUUCAGGAGGCACUUCUCCACACCCAGGGGACCCUGGGCCCCGGAACUGAAGGUUCUCCCUGGAACAGAGAACUCGGAAUCCAUUUUAAGAAAUCCCAGCAUAAUCCUAAUCCCCAUUCCCUAACUCUGAACUCUUCAUCCUCUGACCUCUAUUUCCCUAGGGCCCCUGCUCAGCAAGACCUCUGCUCCCUGGCUCCCUCCUCCUGCCCCCCAACUUGUCAGAAUCCAGCCCUCAGCCCUACUUCCCAAGGGGCUGUGGGAAUCCCAUCUUUUCACCAAGCUCACCUCCAAACAAAGAAGGCUUUGUCUCAAAAUGGUCAGUCCCUGAAUUACCACCCUCCUGCUGCUUCUCAGCUAGAGCUGCAGGAGCUCACUAGAAAUGGGCAGCGCCCUGUCAGGGAAGGGAGAGAAGCCCCCCUGAUCCCUCCCCAAGCGCCUGACUUACAGGCCACCAAGUUUCUAGAGCCCCAGUCUCUGAGUCAGUACAACAAGAACAACAUGGCAGCUGCCCCAAUGCUGCGUGCACGGAGGAGGGCAAGGCUGGGAGUGCCCGAGAAGCCAGAGCCCCUGGGCCCAGACAAGAGCCAAGCCAAGCCCACAGUCCUGGGCCGGAAGAGAGAACACUCUAGGAAACCCAAAGCUGGAGACCAGGGAAGAGGGGAUGCAGGAUGGGGAGUAUCCCCAUCCAAAGGAAAGAGUCAUUCCUUGGAGGGCAAGAAGCUGCCCAGUCGGUCCCCUGCGAGAAGGGCCUUAGUGCCGCCACAUCAGAGGAGCAGGUGUCUCUGUCAGGAUGCUUCCCGCCCAGAGCUCCCCCAGCCUUCUAAGGCUGAGCCUCCCCACAUUCUGUCCUCACAGGGCCCUUUGAAGCGGAAGGGAGGAGGUAGGGGUGACCAUUCAGGCUCCCGACACCAGCAGAGCUGCCCCCAAGGGGGCUGGGGUUCCCGGAAGGAGGCAGGGAAGGAGGGCUCCUCUAGUUCCUCUGGCCCAGCCAGGAAAGGUAUACAGAAGUUUCUGGGAGGGUUUCUGAAUGGUCUGAGUUCCAGCCAAAGACCUCAGUCAACGGAGACAGCAGUAAAACUAAACCAAGUUUCUAAGCCUAUCUAGGCCCUGUAUCUAGCACCCCAAUAAAGAGACAGAGUUCACUGAAA